UGGCCAUAUUGGAUCCAUUCAGCCGCAGCCGCCCGGGCGGAGCGCGUCCCGCAGCCGGCUUGUCCCCAUCGCGGCCCGGGUGCUCGCCCCGGCUCGCCCGCCCGGUGCGGAGCUCGUCAUGGCGGCCACUGACCUGGAACGCUUCUCGCUCCCGGAUCCUGGGUGCGAUUCCAGGCAGGUCUGGCCUCAGUGGUCGGGUCUGAAGCAGCCAUUCCCCAGGAACUGGAGGGAUUCCAGAUUCAGCCCAGUGGAUGUUUGGGCCCCAAUCCAGAAUGCAGAGCCAGAGCCCCGGAGCCUCUCCCUGGGUGGCCAUGUGGGUUUCGACAGCCUCCCCGACCAGCUGGUCAGCAAGUCGGUCACUCAGGGCUUCAGCUUCAACAUCCUCUGUGUGGGGGAGACCGGCAUUGGCAAGUCCACACUGAUGAACACGCUCUUCAACACAACCUUUGAGACCGAGGAAGCCAGUCACCAUGAGGAGUGUGUGCGCCUGCGGCCCCAGACCUACGACCUCCAGGAGAGCAACGUGCAGCUCAAGCUGACCAUCGUGGAUGCCGUGGGCUUCGGGGAUCAGAUCAAUAAGGAUGAGAGUUACAGGCCCAUAGUCGACUACAUCGAUGCGCAGUUUGAAAACUACCUGCAGGAGGAGCUGAAGAUCCGCCGUUCGCUCUUCGACUACCAUGACACGAGGAUCCACGUCUGCCUCUACUUCAUCACGCCCACGGGGCACUCCCUCAAGUCCCUGGAUCUGGUGACCAUGAAGAAACUAGACAGCAAGGUGAACAUUAUUCCCAUCAUCGCCAAAGCGGACACCAUUUCCAAGAGUGAGCUCCACAAGUUCAAGAUCAAGAUCAUGGGUGAGCUGGUCAGCAAUGGGGUCCAGAUCUACCAGUUUCCCACGGAUGAUGAAGCUGUUGCAGAGGUUAAUGCGGUCAUGAAUGCACACCUGCCCUUUGCCGUGGUGGGCAGCACCGAGGAGGUGAAGGUGGGGAACAAGCUGGUGCGAGCGCGACAGUACCCUUGGGGCGUGGUGCAGGUGGAGAACGAAAAUCACUGCGACUUCGUGAAGCUCCGGGAGAUGUUGAUCCGGGUGAACAUGGAGGACCUCCGCGAGCAGACCCACAGUCGGCACUACGAGCUCUACCGGCGCUGCAAGUUGGAGGAGAUGGGCUUCCAGGACAGCGAUGGUGACAGCCAGCCUUUCAGCCUACAGGAGACAUACGAGGCCAAGAGGAAAGAAUUCCUGAGCGAGCUGCAGAGGAAGGAGGAGGAGAUGAGGCAGAUGUUCGUCAACAAAGUGAAGGAGACGGAGCUGGAGUUGAAGGAGAAGGAGAGAGAGCUCCACGAGAAGUUCGAACACCUCAAGCGGGUCCACCAGGAAGAGAAGCGCAAGGUGGAGGAGAAGCGCCGGGAACUGGAGGAGGAGACCAACGCCUUCAACCGCAGGAAGGCGGCGGUGGAGGCCCUGCAGUCUCAGGCCCUGCACGCCACCUCGCAGCAGCCUCUGAGGAAGGACAAGGACAAGAAGAAUUAACGCACGCACAGACUUACAUGUCAAGAGUGGACUUUAGACUUUCAUGUGUUAAGUUGCUUGAGUUACACCUUGUGACCCUUCUCCCAUAACAUGGUGUGAGGACGGACUGGGAGCUGGUACAGACUCCAGUGUUUACAGCCUUGCUUUGUCCCCCCACCCCACCCCGCCAUCCCCCAGGCUGCCUGGGCCUGGCGGGCCGCCCUCUCUAUGCAAACUCGUUAAAGCCAUGAAUGCUGGAAUCCAAAACUGAUGAGGUUUAUUUUUUUCAGAGCCAGUGGCUGGUCUUCCAUUUACAGUGUCACUAUUCCUUGACGGAGCAGUUUUGUGUCACUCUAGCGAAGGCCCCAGCCGGCGAUGCUCGGCCUAAUUGUUCAGCGUCAAGAUGGCAACUCAUGCAGUGCCCUAGAUGUGGCCACGUGGUGUGGUAUACAUGCUGCAAAUUCGCCUGAUUCCCCUUCAUUUUAAUUUUUCUAACCUAGAGCUUAAUUUCAAUAAUAACUUUUAAAGCACUUCUAAAUUUUUAUUUUGGCACGAGCAUAAAGACAAAUAAUACCCUCUCCCAUUAUUUUCAUAAGUAACAGAUUCCCUGAUUUUUAAAAACUAAAAAUAUCUCUAAACCUUUCUUAUGUAUAAAGUAUCCCUAUAAACUAUAGGGAGAGGUGGGUAAUAAACAUCCUGUAAUGACAGUGUUUGGAAUUUCUUUAUGGAUGAAAGUGGAUCAUGAACAAGACCACAUCCAGUGUUUUUACUGUGAAUGUAAAUGGAACAGCAGCCCAAAGCCAUUGUCUCUGUGCCCCAGAGGUGCUACCUGUAAACAGGGACCAACCCCAUGUGUGCGUGUUAAGUGUUUGACUCUAAGACCCCCCAAACCAAUCCUGCAUAUUCCAAAUGCAAAGAGUGUUCAGCGGGAACAGAUUUUUCUCCAGGUCAUUGUUUCCUUUUUCUUGGCUGAGUCACAGGGAAAGAGGUGAAAGUGUCUGAUGUAUGUGAACAAUUUAAGAAAAAAAUACCAGCUUUUCCCCUUUACCGGCAUUCUUAAAAAGAACAUUCUAAGAAAGUACAAGCAUUCUUCUAUGUUCCUGUUGGUUUGCAAGCCAUUGAGAAUAUCAGGGUUGAAAAUAUGGGCUGAUAAUAUGGUACACAAGAAAUGAAUAGAUGAGAGGAAGGAUUUCAUUUAAUGUUGAAGCACUGUGCUGGGCAUUGGCUACCCAGAGUAACGCGCAGCUCUGUCCUCAAGGAGCUUACAGUCUAGUGCACUCCCUAGUUGGAAGACUUAGGAAGCUGCGCUAAUAUAUUGUUGGAUUGGCAUUUUGUUUUUUACGUCCUUCAUCUUCCCUCCCAUCAUUGUUUCCCUCUUUCUGCCUUGGCCUGCUUUACUGAUUUCCAGGACCAGGUCCUGGCUCCUUCUUGCCCUUCUGAGACCAUGUUCCAUUCAGAGAGGGGUGGAGGGUGAGCUGUGUGUAUCCACUGAGGUAUGACCAGGAAAAGGUGGUCUUUUUCUCCUCGCCAGGAGCAGAGCAGGUUUUAUUGAUGCUCAAAGUGAAAAUUCUCCAAAGUUAUGCCAUGACCAGGGGUGGAUACAGGUUUUUGAGGGGCUCGAAGCUUGAACUACUUGAGAAACCUUCUAUAAAAAAAAAAAAAGAAGGAUAUGAGUAUAAAAUUAGGUACAGGGCCUUGGAAAGGGCACUGAGAAUUAAGCUUCAUUAGCUUCA
This is a messenger RNA of Balaenoptera musculus (blue whale), 3243 nucleotides long. It is a transcript of the gene SEPTIN8, whose product is annotated as septin 8. Gene Ontology annotation, biological process: cytoskeleton-dependent cytokinesis. Gene Ontology annotation, molecular function: GTPase activity; molecular adaptor activity; GTP binding. Lineage: Eukaryota; Metazoa; Chordata; Mammalia; Artiodactyla; Balaenopteridae. Bases 119 to 1531 code for a protein of 470 amino acids. Gene Ontology annotation, cellular component: cell division site; septin complex; septin ring. The transcript has 11 exons. The record is from RefSeq and is a predicted model, not a curated record.